GGAGGCGUGCUUAUAACGGCUCUUGAGGGCGCAUGAGCGAGGUGCGCAGCAGGCUGCGGGCAGCUCCGCGGCCGGCCGGGGCAGCCUCCAGCGCCGCAGGAGCCCAGCCCGGGCCGCUCCCGCAGGACUGCCUGUGAACCACAGCCCAGAAAGAAGAAACAAUCCUGUUGGUUGAAGAUUUGUCUCUAAGAAAAAGAAACAAUCCUCUUGAAGUUGAACAUUUUUCUCUAAGAGUAAGAACAGAGCCAUGCCAGUGCUUUCAGAAGACUCAGGAUUGCACGAAACUUUGGCCCUUUUGACAUCUCAGCUAAGACCUGAUUCAAACCAUAAAGAGGAAAUGGGAUUCCUUAGGGAUGUCUUCAGUGAAAGGAGUCUCAGCUACCUGAUGAAGAUUCAUGAAAAGCUCCGGCAUUAUGAAAGACAGAGCCCAACUCCUGUUUUACAUAGUGCAGCAGGAUUAGUUGAAGAUGUAAUAGAAGAAUUGCAGACAGCACCAGUGAAUAAUGAAGAAAAGGAGCUGCUUCAGCUGUUGUCAACACCACAUCUCAGGGCAAUGCUUGUAGUACAUGACACUGUAGCACAGAAGAACUUUGACCCAGCUCUUCCACCUCUGCCUGAUAAUUUUGAUGAUGAUUUUGAUGAGGAAUCAGUGAAAAUUGUUCGGCUAGUGAAAAAUAAAGAACCCUUGGGAGCUACCAUCAGAAGAGAUGAGCACACAGGAGCUGUGAUUGUAGCCAGGAUCAUGAGGGGUGGUGCAGCUGAUCGCAGUGGUCUUGUCCAUGUUGGAGAUGAACUAAGAGAAGUCAAUGGUAUUACUGUGCUUCACAAACGACCAGAAGAAAUAAGUCAGAUUUUGGCUCAGUCUCAAGGGUCAAUAACACUGAAGAUAAUUCCAGCCAUCAAAGAGGAAGAUCGUCUCAAAGACAGCAAGGUGUUUAUGAGGGCACUUUUCUGCUAUAACCCCAAGGAGGACAGAGCCAUUCCUUGCCAGGAGGCCGGGCUGCCGUUCAAACGCCGCCACGUGCUGGAGGUUGUGAGCCAGGAUGAUCCCACGUGGUGGCAAGCCAAGCGUGUUGGGGACACCAACCUCAGAGCAGGCUUGAUCCCCUCAAAACAGUUCCAAGAAAGACGACUGACUUACAGGAGAACAACAGGCACUCUGCAGAAUACCAGAACUCUGAAGAAACCUUUAUAUGAUCAGUCUUCUGACAAAGACUGUGACUGUGAAGGAUAUUUCAAUGGACACUACAUAGCUGGUUUACGCAGGAGCUUUAGGUUGAGUCGAAAAGAGAAAGAAAACAAUGGCAAUGAGGGCAAGCAGGCAGAGCAGGCAGAUGGAGCAGAGUUCCUCACAUAUGAAGAAGUCACAAAAUAUCAGCAACAGCCUGGUGAACAGCAGAGGCUGGUGGUUUUGAUUGGUUGUUUGGGGGCCAAGUUAAGUGAGCUCAAGCAAAAAGUUGUGUCAGAGAACCCCCAGGAGUAUGGGGUUGCAGUUCCACAUACAACAAGGUCAAGGAAAAGUCAUGAGAGAGAAGGAGUAGAAUACAAUUUUGUUUCUAAGCAAUCAUUUGAGACAGAUGUGCAGCAAAACAAAUUUGUGGAACACGGAGAGUACAAAGAGAAUUUGUAUGGCACCAGCCUGGAGGCAAUCCGGUCUGUGAUGGCCAAAAAGAAAGUUUGUCUGGUGGAUGUGGUACCUGAAGCAGUAAAGCACUUGAGGACUCCUGAGUUUAAGCCUUAUGUUAUAUUUGUGAAGCCUCUCAUUUCAGAAAAGAAAAAACAUGUCUUAAAAUCUCACAUGUCAGAAGAAAUCUCAUCCCCUCUUGAUGAAGAACAGCAGGAAAUUCUGAAUUCAGCAGCAUUCAUUGAAGAGCAGUAUGGCCAUUUAAUUGACACUGUACUGGUGAAAGAAGAUCUCCAGAGUGCAUGUAAUGAGCUGAAAACUGUGUUAGAUAAACUGAACAAGGAUUCAUUCUGGGUGCCAGUCAGCUGGGUGAGGUCAUAGCUUGUUACCAUGUUUGAGGGAAAGACUGUAUAAAAAUGUCCUGUAAAUACAUGAAUCAGAAAAGGGGAGUACACUGGAUUUGCUUCAAAACUGCUGGUCUUACCUAGAAGGCAAUAAAUAAAGAAUGUAUGAGGAAAGAUUAAACAAAGUCACAAGUUGACACUGCCUUUCUGAGUCAAAUUUUGAAUAGCAGCUGUCAUUUAGAAGUUGAUACUCAGCCCAAAUAAGCCAGUCCAGUCUUUUACUGAUCUUUACGCUGGAAAUUGUGCAUUUUGUUACAGUGGUGUUUCACAGAGGCUCCCACACUUCCAAAGCAUUUUGUGCUGAGACACUGACAAAGAUGGAAGGUUUGUCCUUUGGCCACAAAUUUUUGUGGCUAGAUUGAAAACCUCAGAAUGAAGUCCCCCUUGGGAACAAGCACCUUCAGCUGGGUGGGAAGUGUUCUUUGGAGAGAGGCUCAACAUGUUCAGCUGGCCAGCAAAACAUGCUUCCCUUCACACAGAAGCAUUCAUUUCAAUUCCUAAUUAGUCACUAAAAACUAGGCCAGCUAUAGGAGGGGUUUUUAUGUCCAUCACAUUUUCCUGUACUCCAAAUUAUCUUGCACAGCUCACAGGUAUUGUCUGCUCAUCCACAACUUAUGCUCACUUUCCCAGUCACAAAAGCUGAACAACCUCUGAGGGUACCUUUCAUUAAAUUAAAGCAAAUUUAAUUAAAUCCUAAACCACAGAUUUUUAUAGUGUACAUGAAAACAACUGCAAAUGGUUCUAAAACAGGACAGUUAGGAAGCUUUGUUUCUGCAAAACAUCUUUGCCUGUGCUACAUGGUGGGCCACAGCCUUGACACCAAUGGAACAGCUCCAAAAAGGGCACUCAAAGGAGGAGCCACAGGUCAAAAUCAUCAUCCUUCCAGCAUUUAUGUACUAAAAAGAGGAGCUACAGCUCAAAAUCUUCAUCCUUCCAGCAUUUGUGACCACUUCUGUUCCAAAUCUGGUAAAGGUUUCCAAAGCAUCUAAUUGGCCUGAAGAAGAAAACUCUUAAAGGACCUUGUAUAUAUUUGAGACUUGAAUAUAGAGUAUUUUUGAGUGGGUCUUAGGAAGAUGCAGAGAUGAUUCUGGAAGUAGCUGUGCUUUAUCCUUGGGGGAUUUGAGGGGAGAGCAUUGUACAGGUGCAUGGUAGCUGUAACUAGUUCCUGUUCUCACUUGCCUGCUGAGGUCUGAUAUUUCCUCUGUAUUAAACAAGACCUUUUGGUGUUCCUUAUAUCCUAACACAUAAUGUUCUUCUUGUUCCAUGACAUUGAGCAGACCUAAAAGUUGCAUAUUAAAAGCACAUUUCUUACA
Melospiza georgiana is the source of this 3341-nucleotide messenger RNA. RefSeq names its product MAGUK p55 scaffold protein 3 (gene MPP3). Gene Ontology annotation, molecular function: protein binding. The coding region runs from base 248 to 2005 and encodes 585 amino acids. Gene Ontology annotation, cellular component: plasma membrane; cell-cell junction. NCBI's taxonomy places the organism in Eukaryota, Metazoa, Chordata, Aves, Passeriformes, Passerellidae. The record is from RefSeq and is a predicted model, not a curated record. The transcript has 19 exons.